This is a messenger RNA of Paramecium sonneborni, 485 nucleotides long. NCBI's taxonomy places the organism in Eukaryota, Ciliophora, Oligohymenophorea, Peniculida, Parameciidae. The record is from the annotation of a GenBank genome assembly.
AUGAAAAAUGUUAUCCUAAAGUUAAGGAAAAUAUACACUUAAAUUAAAAAUUCUUUAAGUGAUAUUGCCCGUUUACUAAAGCACAGCAAUUCUUCAAACUUAGUUAGAUAUUUGCUAUUAAAAAUUUGUAUAUUAAUAUCAUCAUUUUAAGAAAAUUUUUUUAACAAAUUAAAAUUUUCAUAGGUGAUCCAAUGCCGAAUGAACAAAGCAUCCUCAUUAAUUUGAUAAAGCAGACAAAUGGUUUAGGAAGGUACAUCGCCAUCCCACAUCUCUUAAAUUGUAGCAGAAGUUAUAAUUUUAUUUAUUAUCAACAUAUACACCAUCAUAUAAAUACCUAUGGGUAAUUUUCGAGUCAGAUGCAAUUCUUUUGUACUUUAGGCACUCCGAGUACCACUACUGAUGAACAAACCUAUCUAGAAAAAUCCUGUUGCUUUGUAUAUAUUUAAAUCUGUUUCACUUUCUUUUUCAAUAAAUUGUAGUUUUGA